AUGUGCGGUCUCUGGGACAGCAUGCCCCCUUUCGAUGCACUAAACUGGCAAGGCAUUCAACCAGGCACAAACAACGGCGGCAAUACUCAGCAUGGAACUGAGAACCACCAAGAGUCGGACCAAGCUACGGCUUUUGUUGACUUUGAGGCAUUCCUCGUGGAAGAAUACAUUCCAGCUCCUUCGCAAGUACCCGAUCCUCGAUGUGGUCCUGUGUAUGGUGAGGAUAUCAACGCAGUACCACCGGGCGGUACAAAUCUAGCAACGCAGUAUCGACCGGUAGAUGAAUGUCCUCAAUUCGCGUGGCUAAAUAGCAACAUCAGCUCCGGCGGCCACCCACACAACGAUCGUUCGCGCGAAACUGCAACGUACUCUUUCAACAACUUGCGCGGGCAAGCCUCUUCCGUCCCUCCCACAAGUUGGACUGCGCAAACACAGCCCCAUAAAGGAUCUAGACUUGGAGAAUGUCAAGCCAUCGUGCCGAACGAGCAGGUGCACUUCCAAAAGCACCAUCGAGGGUACCACGACCCGUCAUUCUCACAACAGCCUCGCAGCACCAUGCCGUAUGCCGAUGCCCAUUUCCAUCAACGCGACAAUGGUCCUGUUCAAACCUCUAACGCUCAGGGGUUCUUGCAGGCGAACAUGCCAGGUGACAUCCCCAACAGCUUCACCGGACAACAAGCAAUGAACUCGAUAAGCACCAUCGAUGGAGCGUGGUCACCCAUCAACACAAGAUUGGAAGCUGGCACCCAGAUGCUCCUUGGUCUAGGGAGACCACAAGCAGAUCCUACAGGAGGUUCCUCUGAGGGUACACCAACGUGGCCUAUCGGCAAUGCAAGCGGCGGCUCGGCCCUUCGAGACCUAAGGGACCCUACUUCAGCAUCACUCAUUUCGGAGAUCAACCAGAUGCUGAGCAGCCAGCCUACCGUCCGGCAAGCUGACAACACGAAUGAGGUGGCACAAUCGUACAACGCUGAUCAGAAUGCUUUCCAGGGAUUGAGCAGUCCUUUGCCACUACAGGGCUCCACACACAGAAUGAGGUUCGAGGUGCGUAUUCGCGAGGGUACGCCGCUCGAUGCAGCAGACCAGGUUCCAUCCAUGGAAGACGUCAGCGGAUAUGCAAACGAACAAGACUUGCUUCCCAUCCCUUCAUCAGAGCCACCUACUUCAGAUGCGUCGUCGCCGAUGAGUAUUACCUCACCGAGAGUCCCAACAUCCCCGUCAAUACCCCCAACUCUGUAUUGUAACGAGGUAAACUGUGCCGCCGAGUUCAAUGGAAUAUAUCGACAAGGAAAUAUUGCUCGUCACAAGCGGCUCCUGCACCAAGGUCAUGCUGGCUAUAUGUGCGAAGUGCAAAGUUGCUCCCGUAACUUCAGACGGCAAGAUGCUCGUCUCAAGCAUUAUCGGAAACAUCAUCCGGAGCUGGCAAGGGCAGCUUCGUGGCAUCGAUAUGAUCGGAUAUUCGGCGUUGAUUGUUGGUAUCUUGAGAUUUUCUUGUACGUCGUUCGAGAUGGUCGAGACGUGUCGCGGCCUCCUUGGCUUGUGGCCGCUACCGGAGCGAGGCUUAGGCAGUCGUCCCUCAUGAUGAGCAGUAUCAUCUACGAGGGCGUACAGCUGCCCGCACGGUACACGCGGAGAUGGUAUUUCAUUCAGGACUCCAAGACGAAGCUCUAG
Messenger RNA from Macroventuria anomochaeta, 1671 nucleotides. RefSeq lists its product as uncharacterized. The record is from RefSeq and is a predicted model, not a curated record. Lineage: Eukaryota; Fungi; Ascomycota; Dothideomycetes; Pleosporales; Didymellaceae. The transcript has 4 exons. The coding region runs from base 1 to 1671 and encodes 556 amino acids.